GACAAUUGACUCUUCCUCCCACUCACCACGACAAUAAAAAGAAAAAAAUUAAAAGAAAAAUGAGGAAGAAAGCCCUAAUUAACUUUCUCUUUCUAAAAUAAACCAUCGUCUUCCCCAAAUCUACCCUUCGAUUCAAAUUUAUUCCCCUGUAUAUCCCCCAUGCAUUCCACCUGAACCCUAUAUAAGAAAUUCCCCAAUUCAAUUUAUACCAGAAAUGUCAAAUACACUGGAAAAAAGCCCGAACCAGCUAAUCUCGCCGACGAGUUCACUUUCUGUAACCGAGACGGUAAACGGGUCGCACCAUUUCUUAAUCCAGGGGUACUCUCUGGCGAAAGGCAUGGGCAUCGGAAAACACAUAGCCAGCGAUUAUUUCUCCGUCGGAGGUUACCAGUGGGCAAUUUACUUUUACCCCGACGGUAAAAAUCAUGAGGAUAAUUCCACUUAUGUGUCGGUUUUUAUUGCGCUGGCGAGCGAGGGCACGGACGUGAGGGCGUUGUUCGAGUUGACCUUGGUUGAUCAGAGUGGGAAAGGGAAGCACAAGGCGCACAGCCAUUUUGAUAGGUCGCUUGAGAGCGGGCCUUAUACUCUUAAAUACCGAGGCAGUAUGUGGGGAUACAAGCGGUUUUUCAGGCGAGCUCUACUAGAAAAUUCGGAUUUUAUAAAAGAUGAUUGCUUGAAGAUCAACUGUACUGUUGGAGUUGUAGUCUCUGCUAUAGAUUGUUCAAGGUUACAUUCGAUUCAAGUCCCUGAUUCUGAUAUUGGAGCACAUUUUGGCAUGCUGCUGGAAAACAUGGAGGGUUCUGAUAUUAUUUUUAACGUGUCUGGUGAGAAAUUUCAUGCCCAUAAGUUAGUAUUGGCUGCCAGAUCCCCCAUACUUCGAUCUGAAUUUUUUGAAGAAUUAGAUGAGGAUAAGCAAGAGAUUACUGUUUCAGAUAUGGAGCCUAAGGUUUUUAAGGCUAUGCUGCACUUUGUAUACAGAGAUGCCCUCGUGGAAGACGAGCUGAUGGCAUCUAGCUCUUCUUCUGCUCCCAUGGUAUCUGACACGUUAAUAGCGAAGUUGCUGGCUGCAGCUGAUCGUUAUGAUCUGGCAAGACUUAGACGCAUGUGUGAAUCUCAUCUCUGCAAGGAUAUAUCCGUAAAUUCUGUUGCACAGAUACUUUCUUUGGCAGACCGUUAUCAUGCUGAAGAACUAAAAGCUGUAUGCCUUAGAUUUGCUGCUGAAAACCUUGCUGCGGUCAUGCGUUCAGAUGGCUUUGAAUAUCUUAAAGAAAAUUGCCCGGCCUUACAAUCAGAGAUAUUGAAGACUGUGGCUGGCUGUGAUGACGAUUGCAGUAGUAGCGGUGGCAAGUCUCGAAGUGUUUGGGCCCAGCUUUCUGACGGUGGUGAUACAAAUGGCAGGAGGGUAAGACAACGGACUUGAUUUUGGUUUUAGUAUACCCCCUGUAUAAUGAAGAUCGCGUCUUCAUAAUCUGUAAAAAUAUGUAACAGAAAGGAAAAUGUUUCGUAAUUCUGAAAUUUCAUUGCUGAUAGCAGUAAAUUGAAACAAUUGUGAUAUGUUAGGUUUGUUACUGUGGUUUGAGGUUAAGAUGUGUCCUAGUGGGGUGAAUUAUAUCUGGAUUUGAUCCCAGAUAACAUUGUACGUCCUCGUGACAAUUUCUGCUAUCGGGUUGUGUAACUGUCAUUUUAACGAAGGAUAGUUUCUCUGUUGGAUCUCACGUUCAGCAUAAGAUUUGUUGAGAAAAAUGGAUGGGUCAUACAUAUUUUGCACUGCAA
This is a messenger RNA of Olea europaea var. sylvestris, 1773 nucleotides long. Its product is annotated as BTB/POZ and MATH domain-containing protein 4-like. The coding region runs from base 215 to 1420 and encodes 401 amino acids. The transcript has 4 exons. Gene Ontology annotation, biological process: protein ubiquitination. The record is from RefSeq and is a predicted model, not a curated record. Gene Ontology annotation, molecular function: protein binding. Lineage: Eukaryota; Viridiplantae; Streptophyta; Magnoliopsida; Lamiales; Oleaceae.